Messenger RNA from Radiomyces spectabilis, 564 nucleotides. RefSeq lists its product as uncharacterized. NCBI's taxonomy places the organism in Eukaryota, Fungi, Mucoromycota, Mucoromycetes, Mucorales, Radiomycetaceae. The transcript has 2 exons. The annotation marks the transcript as partial. The record is from RefSeq and is a predicted model, not a curated record.
GUGAGGGAAAAAGGUUGUGAUGUGAGGGAAAAAGGUUAUGAUCUGAGGGCAAAAGGUUAUGAUCUGAGGGAAAAAGGUUAUGAUCUGAGGGUAAAAGGUUAUGAUCUGAAGGCAAAAGGUUAUGAUGAGGGAAAAAGUUGUGAUGUGAGGGCAAAAGGUUGUGAUGUGAGGGAAAAAGGUUAUGAUCUGAGGGCAAAAGGUUAUGAUCUGAGGGAAAAAGGUUAUGAUCUGAGGGUAAAAGGUUAUGAUCUGAAGGCAAAAGGUUAUGAUGAGGGAAAAAGUUGUGAUGUGAGGGCAAAAGGUUGUGAUGUGAGGGAAAAAGGUUAUGAUCUGAGGGCAAAAGGUUAUGAUCUGAGGGCAAAAGGUUAUGAUCUGAGGGCAAAAGGUUAUGAUCUGAAGGCAAAAGGGAAAAGUUGUGAUGUGAGGGAAAAAGGUUGUGAUGUGAGGGAAAAAGGUUAUGAUCUGAGGGCAAAAGGUUAUGAUCUGAGGGAAAAAGGUUAUGAUCUGAAGGCAAAAGGUUAUGAUUUGAAGGCAAAAGGUUGUGAUGAGGGAAAAAGGUUGUGA